GUUUGCGCGGAGGCAGGUCGAGCGCAGCAGUCAUCAGUAGCGGAGCACAACAGCGCAGCGCAACAGGCAGGAUUGGAGAGCCGUGAGUGAUUGUUGACCCUGAACCUGAUAACGGAGAGUAAACAUGCCGAGGUCAUUUUUGGUGAAGAGCAAACGAGCGCACAGUUAUCACCAACCCCGUUACCUGGAUGACAACUGCAUCCCAAUUGAGAAACUUCUCACAUGCCAAGAAAGUCAAAUGGGGCAGAUCCCCGAGAGCCCGGUGGAGGUGGGUAAUCAUUCCCCUAAGGCCAGCAUGGUGUGCACAGCGGAUCAUUCCUCUCAGCAGUCCCCGCUGAGCUGCGAGGGCAGUGUGUGUGACCGCUCAUCCGACUAUGAGGACUUCUGGAGACCUCUGUCAUCGGGAACCUCUCCAGAUCUGGAUAAAUGCCCGGUGUCUUCUCCAGAUGACUCUCAGCCCUUCGACAUGACUUUCCGUCCGUAUGUUUGGGCCCAUUCAACAUCCGAACUUAGACACCUCAUUCAAUCCUGCAACCGUGUUUCUGUGGAUUCAGACAUGGACAGAAGACCGGGUGCCCAUCUACUCAUUGAACCAACACAAUCCGGGCGAUUUUACCAGGACUAUGGCUCUCUGACCACUAAUUUGUUGGACAAAAGAGGCUUUUAUGCCGACAUCAAGAUGUCAACUAAAGCAGCAGAAAUUGACUCAGAGUCUGAUAUUAUGUGCACGCGUCUUCAGCCAAAUGGGUCGUACAAAUGCGUAAAAUGCACUAAGGUGUUUUCGACCCCUCAUGGGCUAGAAGUUCAUGUGCGGCGGUCACAUAGUGGCACGAGGCCCUUCGCGUGCGAAAUCUGUGGAAAAACGUUCGGCCACGCCGUCAGCCUGGAGCAACAUAAAGCUGUACAUUCACAAGAAAGGGUCUUCAGCUGCAAAAUAUGCGACAAAAGCUUCAAGAGGUCGUCCACUUUGUCCACGCACCUCCUCAUCCAUUCUGACACCAGACCGUAUCCCUGUCAGUACUGCGGCAAACGAUUCCACCAGAAAUCGGAUAUGAAAAAACACACGUUCAUUCAUACAGGUGAAAAGCCCCACAAGUGUCAAGUGUGUGGCAAAGCCUUCAGUCAGAGUUCAAACCUCAUCACGCACAGCAGAAAACACACAGGAUUCAAGCCUUUCGGAUGCGAACUUUGUGGCAAAGGCUUUCAGCGCAAAGUAGAUCUGAGGAGGCACAAAGAAACACAACAUGGACUAAAAUAAUAAGACCAAAAAUAUUAUUUUUAUGACUCUUUGUUUGCACGUGACACUUUGUAGAAUUAGAAGGUAGCCUAAUAUUGUGUGGUUUUAUGGAUUAAGGCAAUUUAGCAGUCAGAAAUUUCAGAUGCUCAUGACAA
Molecule: messenger RNA, 1392 nt
Organism: Sinocyclocheilus anshuiensis
Lineage: Eukaryota; Metazoa; Chordata; Actinopteri; Cypriniformes; Cyprinidae
Gene: gfi1aa
Product: growth factor independent 1A transcription repressor a
Exons: 7
Coding region: 125-1258 (377 amino acids)
Biological process (GO): regulation of transcription by RNA polymerase II
Molecular function (GO): RNA polymerase II cis-regulatory region sequence-specific DNA binding; DNA-binding transcription factor activity, RNA polymerase II-specific
Source: RefSeq, a predicted model, not a curated record